AUGCGCCUCCCCCUACUCCUGUCUUUCUUAGCGGUCGUUGAUGGUUUGAAGGAUGACUUCUCGAGCACACAUCUCGUCGGUUCUUGCGCGUGGAGCCCGCUGCUGAUAUUGGACGAGGACAUCUCCUGCCGCCCUGGUUCAGUUUCCAUACACUCGGGGCUCGGCACGGACAGACUGCCCCGGCAUCGCGCGGAGUCGCCGGCAAGUUCGAACGAGACAGGUUGGGAGGGACCUAAGCACUGCGUGAGAGAGUAUUGCGUUUAUUCGAAUCGGAAAUUCGCAGGAGGGAUCACAGUGAUCACCACAGCCGACAAUGCUAAGCGGAUAGCUAAGAUCCCCGAGGUCACGACGGUCAGAAGUGGACCGGCGCCCUUUUUUGCUACUGAGGUGCCGGGGAAGGGGACCGGACUGGUCGCAAACCGUACGAUCAGGCGUGGAGAGAUGAUAAUGACCUGGCAGCCGACUUUUGUGAUCCAUCGUCGCUUGCCAGACGACUUGACUCAAGAAGAGCAGUAUCGCUUACUAGACGCCGCGCUGCUGAAGCUGCCAGCACAGCGGAGACGGGCCUUUUCGAGACAAAUGGGCCAAUUUGGCGGGCAUCGCGUCAGCGACAUCCUGUUAACAAAUGCAUUCCAGAUGGAUGUUGGUGGAGAGGGCGGGGGAGAGGAGGGACAUCACCUUUCAAAUUUUCCAGAUGUGAGCCUGUACAACCACGAGUGUCGGCCAAACACAGCCUUCUAUAUCGACGACCACCUGACCCACCAUACUCAUGCUGUUCGAGAUAUCAAGGUCGGUGAAGAGCUCACUUUGACCUACAUGAACCCAUUCGAGACUUUCGCGGCGAGGCAGGCGCACAUCCAGCAGUCGUGGGGCUUCAAGUGCACGUGUCCGCACUGCACGAUGGCAGAGGACAAGAUUCGGGAGUCGGACGCGCGGCUGUACGAGAUCGACGAGAUAGAGGCGGAGCUGGGCAACUUUGCGAGCAAGAUGGUGUCGGUCAAGAUGGUGGAGCGGCUGCUUGAGACUUACGAGCUGGAGAGGUUGGAUGCUAAAGUCCACGGCGCGUAUGUGCUUGCGGCAUUGAAUUACAACUUGUUUGGCGACGCAAAAAAUGCGAAGAAGUAUGCGAAGUUGGCGGUCGAGACGGGAAUCGUCGAGUUCGGGCCUGAUGCAGACGACGUCGCGGCGAUGAGGGAGUUGGCGCGAGACCCGAAGGGCCAUUUCACCUGGAGGAAGCGAGUUUGA
This is a messenger RNA of Diaporthe amygdali, 1245 nucleotides long. RefSeq lists its product as uncharacterized. Gene Ontology annotation, molecular function: protein binding. Bases 1 to 1245 code for a protein of 414 amino acids. NCBI's taxonomy places the organism in Eukaryota, Fungi, Ascomycota, Sordariomycetes, Diaporthales, Diaporthaceae. The transcript has a single exon. The record is from RefSeq and is a predicted model, not a curated record.